GCUGCCCACCAGGCCCACCUCCUGGUCAGCUGGACGUACAGCACAGGCUGUAACCGCCUCUACAGUGACAUGAUCAGACUGAAUCCGUCUCCUCCUCCUCCAUUGGUAUCUGAGGAGCCAUCGCGAUCCUCACCCAGCCCAGUCCACAAUGACCAGUGGGACCAGGAGGCUGAUAGGGCCCAUCGUCUCAACCCUGUCCACUACGACCUUGAGGCCAAACUGGGAUCGAGGCGAGGCGGGUACACUGACCAUCUCCCGGCCCACUUCGUCUGCCAGGUCUCCAAUGAGGGCUCUGAGGGCUACCAGGUCUCUGAGGGCUAACAGGUCUCUGAGGGCUACCAGGUCUCUGAGGGCUACCAGGGCUACCAGGUCUCUGAGGGCUACCAGGGCUCUGAGGGCUACCAGGGCUCUGAGGGCUACCAGGGCUACCAGGUCUCUGAGGGCUACCAGGUCUCUGAGGGCUACCAGGUCUCUGAGGGCUACCAGGGCUCUGAGGGCUACCAGGUCUCUGAGGGCUACCAGGUCUCUGAGGGCUACCAGGUCUCUGAGGGCUACCAAGGCUCUGAGAGCUACCACGGCUCUGAGGGCUACCAGUAUGUCUAAGACCCCAUCCACCACGUCUGCAGCCUCUGUAACCUCGGCAACGUCUGCAGCCUCUGUAACCUCUGCAACGUCUGCAGCCUCUACAGACAGCAAAGGUGGUAAAUCCUCCCAGAAGUCCUCAGCCUCGGGUUCGGAGUCGGCUCCCAAGAAGGUGUCUAAGAAAGAGCAGAAGAGACAGGACAUGGAGAAGAUACACACCACCCUACUCUGCAGCGUGUUUGGAGCAGAGAGAGAGUUGGCUCAAGCUGAGUUGGAUGAGCUGGACUUUGCCUUCAAGGAGUUUGACUACGACUGUGACGGCUACCUGAACUACAAGGACGUGGCAGAGUGUAUGAGGACCAUGGGCUACAUGCCCACUGAGAUGGAGCUUCUGGAAAUAGUACAACAGAUUAAGAUGAGGAUGGGUGGUCUGAUGGACUUUGAUGACUUCUGUGAGCUAAUGGGUCCCAGGAUAAUGGGGGAGACUGUUGACAUGCUGGGGCUGAAGGAGCUCAGAUCAGCCUUCUCUCAGUUUGACCAAGACUGUGAUGGGAAAAUCAGUCAGGAUGAGAUGAAGGAAGCGGUGAAGUGUUUUCUGGGGGAGAAACUGAAGAAAGGAGAGCUGGAAGAUAUCCUCAAGGAGAUUGACAUCAAUGGAGAUGGAAGCGUCGACUUUGACGAGUUCGUCAUGAUUCUGUCCAUUCGAUAAGCGCUGGAAGACCUGAGAGGACGCUAUCGCUUUAAUGAAUCUUGUUAGACUAAGACGAGAUAACAUUGUAUGUGUGCAUCUGUGUGUACUACUACACAUGUACUACCGUUUAAAAGUUUGGGGUCACUUAGAAAUGUACUUGUUUUUGAAAGAAAAGCAAUUUUUUUGUCCAUUAAAAUAACAUGAAAUUGAUCAGAAAUACAGUGUAGACAUUGUUGAUGUUGUAAAUGACU
Molecule: messenger RNA, 1524 nt
Organism: Oncorhynchus gorbuscha (pink salmon)
Lineage: Eukaryota; Metazoa; Chordata; Actinopteri; Salmoniformes; Salmonidae
Product: calcium-binding protein 2-like
Exons: 9
Coding region: 149-1291 (380 amino acids)
Molecular function (GO): calcium ion binding
Source: RefSeq, a predicted model, not a curated record